GGAUAAUAACCAGCUGCAUGCAUGAAACUCCCAUGUUCGAUCUACUUAGGUAGUCAAUACUUCUUUCCUACACAUCUCCUCCGUACUAGUCGUAGCCCCGUUCGACACGAUACGUCGAUUAGUUGCCGUGGAUCGUUGUCGGGGUUAGCAGGGAGCAUUUUUCGACUAGGGAACCCCUCUAAAUCCACAUUUUAAUAUCACUGCACCAUCGAAGUUGUCGAACUUGCAUCAAGAGACUAAGACUGAUCAACCCACCUACCAAGCAAUCCAAACUCGUCUCCUCGUCUAACCCUCCAUUUCCAAUCUUCCAUAUCCAAAAAGAACUUCUAGGGCGCUACCCGUACAUUGAACUUCUUCUAACAUCCACUCAUCCUCCUCCGUUCGUUGCAAGAGCGCUGCUAGCCAGCCAUCGUACCUUACAUUUCCAACCCAAUUCGUUCUGCUUCGUGCAUACGCCCACACUCUCUUGUCUUUGAACUUUCCACUUUAUCCGCAUCUUCAUUCGGUUCUAUUUUCGAGUAUUCACAUUUGAACACCAAGCUGUCAAUCUUUCAAUCUUUCAGUCUUUCUACAUUUCAUCACGAGAACGGAAAAUAUCGAAAUCAAAUCAAAUCAAGUCUCCACGUUCCUUCGAGGUGCCGAAUUGUCAUUCCCCACCAGCCCACCACUACUUUACGAUCAGCAAUCAACACUAAUUAAUAGCGACGGGAGGAGCCCGAGAGUCAAAUCCUACGAAAAGCACAAGGGCUUGUACAUCAUCUUUUGGAAUUUAUAUACUUUAGAACAUAAUCUCAACCAAACAAUAAUCGCUCGACAAGAGAACAUUCCCAUCGCUGGACGGAUCCGAGAAUAUUUAAUAUACACACUAGUUGCAUCAGAGAGAAGGGACGCACGCAAGAAGAAAAAGAUACCGACAAUUCGAGAUAGCUUCGCACAACAUACGAGUAUUGCAACACGACAUAGAACUUCCUUACACCGCUUGAUAGCUGGUCGCUCACGAAGGCGACCAGCCAGCUUCGAAAGAAUAUUUCACGAAUACAUAAUUUUUGAGGGAGAAAAGGCAUCAUGUCUUUGAAACAGGAAAUUGAGACGUGGGUUUCUGCCCUUGGCCGUUACGAUAAUAACGAAUUUGAUGAAGCGUUGAAGGAGUUUGAUGGGAUUGCAGAUACUUCAAAGAUUCUCUUCAAUUGUGGUGUUAUUCAUGCAACUUUGGGAGAGCAUGAGAAAGCGGUCGAAUGUUAUCAAAAAGCCGUUCGCCUGGAUCAAUACCUAGCCGUAGCAUAUUUUCAACAAGGUGUCUCGAAUUUUUUGGUUGGCGAUUUCGAGGAGGCUUUGGCAAACUUCAAUGAUACCUUACUAUACUUGAGGGGAAACAAUAUGAUCGACUAUGCUCAACUUGGUCUUCUUUUCAAACUAUAUUCGUGCGAAGUGUUAUUUAAUCGCGGGUUGUGCUACAUCUAUCUACAACAGAAGGAAGCGGGACUGCAGGAUUUCUCCUUCGCGGUGAAAGAGAAGGUUGUUGAGGAUCACAAUGUUAUCGAUGAGGCAAUUCGCGACGAAGCGGAGGGUUAUACCGUUUUCUCAAUUCCUGUAGGAGUUGUUUACAGGCCCAAUCAAGCGAAGGUCAAGAACUUGAAGACAAAAGAUUAUCUAGGCAAAGCACGUCUAGUUGCAGCUUCAGACCGUGCUAAUGCUUUCACCGGAUUUGCCGGUUCAGAGAUUAAGAAUGCUGGUAUAAUCCAACCCAAGGAUGACCGUCCGACGGAGAAUCUUUCGUACGCAGCGGCGAACCUUGUAAAGCCAGGCUUGGCUAGCAAAAGACAACAAUCAGAACCACCUCUGAACCGAAAUGUUUUCCCACCUACGCCACCUCCUGAGGCAGAGAAAAUUUCUGGACCUCCACCCAUGAGUCGCGGGGCUUCUGUUCGGAACGGGCCUAAACCCAUGCCAGCUAAACUCAACAUCGAAAGAGCACGUCCAAAUGAAGGUUAUGAGAUUCGUGAACGUGAUGAUGCAAGAAGCCCUCCAGAUGCGCGACCCGCCAGACGUGGGACUCAAAGAACAGCAUCAGAGCCAAGGGGACCAUCGCAAAUGCAAUACUCCAAUAAAAGAUCCGAAUCACGUUCAAGACAACCACCAAGACGAAUGCAAUCAACGCAAGAAGAAGAAGAUGACUACCCGGACGAUCUCUAUGAUAUGUAUAGCUCCCCAGGUCGGAGAUCGAAUAACUCUAGACGCAACACCCGUAAUAGAUAUAUCGAAGAAGAGAGUGAAUACGCAAGCGACUACGAUGAAGGCUCUUUUGACGAAGAUGAGUUUGAAAUGGUCUCUAGUCGUCCGCCUCCAAGAUCCCGCACAACAUCCUCAAUUAAUGGUGGCAAUGGUCGAGCUGGUUCUCGUCAACCUGAUAUUCGCAAAGUUCGUGUGAAGGUCCACGCCGAGGAUGUACGAUAUGUUAUGAUAGGCUCGGCUAUCGAAUUCCGCGAUUUCCAAGACAAGAUAAAGGAGAAAUUUGGGCUGCGUGAUCGAUUCAAGAUUAAAGUUCGCGAUGAGGAUGUUCCUAAUGGCGACAUGAUUACGAUGGGUGAUCAGGAUGAUUUGGAUAUGGUUUUAUCGAGUGUGAAAUCAAAUGCCAAGAGAGAACGAUUGGAUAUGGGAAAGAUGGAAAUUUGGGUAGUAAAAGCGUGAUUUCAGGACAAGUAAGAUAAUGAUGAAUGUUGACGAUUAUGUUUUUCUUUUUUAUUUCAUUUUCCCGCAUACCAAAAUUUCCUCCUUAUUUUUUGGAAGAGGUCUUUGGGAAGGGAAGUGAGAGUUUUGUCUAUUUAAUUUGUUCGCCGAGGGUGAAAAAACUUCUUUGAUAUGAUACCAACAAAUAUCCACAUUAGCGAAUACAAAUGCAUUGUUUGCUUUUUUAUCUACUUCUGAAUAUUGAUAUUCAAGUUUAUGGCGCUUAGAAUUGUAUAAGCGAGCGCCGACGCGAAAAAAAGAAUGUAUGUGUAUGUACAUGCAUACAUGGAGUUGUAAUUCUAGCAAAGAAGAGGAGAAAGGGGAGAGGUAAUCAUUUAUAAAUGUCUGGGACAAAUUGAUCUAUCUUUCCUUUUUCUUUUCGUGAGUUUGGGGGGCUUGUGGAUUUCGGUUUCUCUUCUUUUUAUGUCGUUUUCUUUCUUGUUACUGGGGAAGAGAGCUCUGAGGAGAGGGUGGGAGAUACGGAUGAGAUGAGAUGAGAUGAAGUGGUUAAUUUAAAUUGGAUGGAUGGAUGGAUGGGGGAGAACUCAGACAUCGAGGGCUUGGAUACUUGGAUCGAUGAUGGUCAUGGUCAUGAUGGAAAUGGAGAAUGAGGAGGUUGGGAUGGGUUAGAUGUUUAUUUGUACUAUGGAUACUAGGUAGUAUGAAUGAUAAAUAUAUGUGUAUGUGCAUGUGUAUGCGUAUGCGUAUGCGUAUUAUGCA
Messenger RNA from Botrytis cinerea B05.10, 3447 nucleotides. It is a transcript of the gene BcnoxR, whose product is annotated as BcnoxR. The record is from RefSeq and is a predicted model, not a curated record. Lineage: Eukaryota; Fungi; Ascomycota; Leotiomycetes; Helotiales; Sclerotiniaceae. Gene Ontology annotation, molecular function: protein binding. The transcript has 6 exons. The coding region runs from base 1066 to 2688 and encodes 540 amino acids.